This is a messenger RNA of Mytilinidion resinicola, 1781 nucleotides long. RefSeq names its product Mob1/phocein. Lineage: Eukaryota; Fungi; Ascomycota; Dothideomycetes; Mytilinidiales; Mytilinidiaceae. Gene Ontology annotation, cellular component: cytoplasm. The transcript is spliced from 2 exons. The record is from RefSeq and is a predicted model, not a curated record. The coding region runs from base 33 to 1520 and encodes 495 amino acids.
CUCCAAGCCGACACCGUGUAACGAGUACGAGAAUGAUGGCAGCAUUGUCUCCCUCGAGCUCGCCUCGUCUACCAAGCCCGCCCCCAAUCGCAGAAGACCAGAUAGGACCGAAGUCACCAACAGGCGCCCAAGCCGAACAACAGGCCAAGCUGUUCAGCAUAGUAGACCAUGGCGCGUCUAGGAGGAUACGACCGGGAACAAAGGCGGAGGAUAUGACUGAAGGCCCUCCUCUGGUGGACUUGACAGAAAUAGACUCCGCCUUCCAGCUGACCGAGCACCUCAAAGCCCUCCACAAUGUCCUCACGCAUCCGAUAGGCACAAACACUACAAUUCCCAUCGACAAGACCAUGGCUACGCGGCUCGCCCACCCCCCGGAGGGCGUCGAUAAGUCGCUGUGGCUCUACGAACUCUGCCGCUUCCUCACGCAGAAAGCAAACUCGAUCAUCAUCGCCCUCUUCUCCGACAGCCCGCCCUGCUCCUCCCACACCUGCCCCGAGAUGCGCGCCUCGGAAUGGCAAUAUCUCUGCGCGGUUCACGACCCACCCAAGUCGUGCUGCGCAAUCGACUACUGCUGCCAUACACUCGACUGGGCCGCUAAUACGCUCACAUCGCCCAAACACUUCCCAUCGCGGUUGGCGCUUGGGACUGAGGCUAGCACGGCGCAUCAGCAGGUGCGACAGCUUACCAAUAUAUUUAGAAGGGUCUACCGCAUCUUUGCACACGCGUGGUUCCAGCACCGAGAGGUGUUCUGGAAAGUUGAGAGCCGGACAGGCCUCUAUAUCUUCUUCAAGACGGUCUGCGACGUCUACAGCUUGAUUCCAGAGGAUAACUUUACCAUUCCGCCGGACGCGGAAGGAGUGGAGUCGACGUCCACGGCGGCGCCAAGCACGGUUGCGUCAAUAUACGUGCGGGACGAUGAGAACAGGGUCGUGGACGAAGAGAAGCUAGAGCCGCCUGCUUCGGAAAAGGAAACGCAACCCGGAAACACUACAAAGCGCAUGCACAGACACACCCCGUCGGUCGGUGUGACGGUCGUUUCAACCGUUGUUGAGGAGAACGAGGAUGAGGAAGAGAACCCAACAGCACAGAGACAAGCGGCCGCAGAACCGAAAUCGGAACCAGAUAACCGCCCCGUACCUGAGGAGCUAGAGCCAGGAGAGGAGCAAAUCGAGCCGCCGACCCCCAUGACGGCAAUCGAAGCCUCGGGAGAUCAAGACCAAGAUCCUGCAGAGCCCGAAAACAAGGUGCAGCUUGCCCCAACGCCAGAACCCGAGCCAGAGGUCGUUGAAAACCCUGCCGCGGAGGCGGAACAGCAACCGCUGUCCGAGACGGCAGAUCCGCUGCCGAAAGCGGAAGAACACGAUGAGAGUGGGGUCGCAGACGCGGAACAAGCGCCUGUCGCACCAGUGGCGGCGGAAGCGGAGGACGAGAAGGGAGAGAAGGCCGAGGUCGUGGCAACGACAGUGGAGCAUGUGGAGACGAAAGAUGAGGCGGCUGAGGUGAAGACAGACGAUGUGUGAGCUGUUCCUAUUGCCCUCUUGGGAUGGGGACAUGUAAUAGUAUUACCGGGAUGCUUGGUAGAUGCAAUGCUGUUACUAGGGAUUCUAAGGUUGUGGCGCUUGAGCGCUUGAUGAACAUUCUUCGGAGCCUUUGAUACCACGUCAAGUCAGCUUCUGGUAUAUAGAAUGUUUUGUAUAAGUACGGCAUUGUUUGAGGGCUGAUCACAUCUUGUCUAGUCUAAUGCGCGUUAGGCGUUUUUGUGUAAUAUGAUGAGAUUGUGA